CAGACAACCAGACGACCAUGUCUCUGCAGUUACUUUUUGUGACCUUAUGUUUCUUAUCUGUGUCUGGUAACUCCCUAUCUGCCGAUGUAGGACAAACAAUCACAGCACAAUACAUAAAUGAAUUAGUCGAGGAAUACAUGGCAAACCACUUAUCAGCUCUCGAGGCAAAGUAUCAAUCGAAAUUUGAAUCAUUGGACAAAGAAAAUGCCUUACUGAAAUCUGGACUGAUCUCAUUGAAAUCGGCUAUUGAAGUGCUUAACCAUGGAGACCCUAGCGAUGAGGGCGACAGAAACGAUACCAAAAUGAUUACCAACCGACCUAGUCUUUUAUCAGACGAUACGAGAAGUUACCGAGUAUCUACGUCAAAUGUUCAACCACAAGUGGCGUUCCAAGCCGUUUUGGAUCACACAAUAGGGAUACUUGGAGAUUAUAAAACCAUCAAAUUCAACAGAAUUGACCUUAGCCUGGGAAAUGAUUACAACGCUAACACCGGGGUGUUUACAUGCUCUGUACCCGGUCUGUAUGUUUUCCAUACAAAUAUUGUUAACAUUAAAGGUAAAUCGUUAGAAUUGGAUUUUUUGAAAAAUGGAAACUUGUUUGGACGUGCCUACAUAGGAGAUGAGGACACAGGCCGCAGUGAGAGCGCCUCCUCCACAGCUAUCGUACAGUUGGCCGUGUCUGAUACCGUCUGGCUAUCAACUAACACUAACCACGACAGCGGAGAUCUACUUUACCCUCCAUACUGUUACUUCUCCGGUUAUUUACUUUACCCUUACAUUGUUUAAAUUUCUAAAACAUCAGAUUUGCAUAUUACAAAAAUCGUUAAUCUGAAAGUUUAAAAUUAUAUACAGUAACAAAAAAGUAUUGUAAUGUUGCCCUUUUGUUCAAAAUUAAUUAA
Molecule: messenger RNA, 898 nt
Organism: Mizuhopecten yessoensis (Yesso scallop)
Lineage: Eukaryota; Metazoa; Mollusca; Bivalvia; Pectinida; Pectinidae
Product: C1q-related factor-like
Exons: 2
Coding region: 18-785 (255 amino acids)
Molecular function (GO): protein binding
Source: RefSeq, a predicted model, not a curated record